AUGGGGCCUCUCUCUAUAUAAGCUCUGAUCAGGGCAAAACAUUCGCAGACGUGUAGUCCUACCUGAGCGAGCUCUAACCUCUGAGAAGCCUCUUCCUGUCAGAAAGGAAAGAAACAAGGAACCAGAGGAAGAGAUCCUGCUCACAAACAAAGCUCCGAGGUCUAGUGACUAAAGUGAUAUGUUUUUUGGUCUUCCACGUCCUACUUCAGGAUAUAUCCGCUGCUUGCAGACGUCCGCCGUACAGACUGUGACCCAAAGAGCUCACGAUCUUGCAGUGCCACGGGUGGCUGUUUUUCUGGGUGUGUUGGGAAUUGCGAUGUCUGGAUACAGCUCUCGCCAACUCGCUGUUCACCACCGUCCCUCCACACGCAUCCUGAACUGGAUGUCUAAACCUGCCAUUAAUCUCCAAAGCCCGAGUUCCCCAGGUCGAACCCGUAUGGCUUCUACCAAUCCUGCCAUGGCGCCCAUCAAAAAAGAUGAACAGGAUCAACCAAUCAAAAACACAGGUGACACCGAGCAACCUGUGAAGGCAUCACCUGGUGUAUGAAAGAAAAAAAAAUACGUUAGCCAUACAAGGGACUUGUGAGGUCUUACUGUGUAAGAUGGAGCAUAGUCAAUAAUGUAAUCUGUAGUUAUUUGGAAAGUGCCUUUGUACAAAAAAGCCGGUUAGCCCUGAUUACAUUGUAUGUAUUUAUGAGGUUGGCCAAAGUUGCACAAAUGAUUCAGCAGAUCUGUGAUAAACACCAACUGUCGGUUUGCUGAUGAGUCAUACAUUAAGUUGACAUCCUCGAUAAAAAAUGACCUGCAAUUUAAAAAAGAAAUCUGUUUAAAUAUACAAGCAUACUGGUAUGAUGAUGUCAUGCUUGGGCGCUGUCACUGGUCAUGCAAUAUUGUGAAAUCCCCUGAAUAUUAAUUUGCUGAAUCAAGCCCACAUACCAGCCAUAAUUUGCAUGUCUGACAAUGACAUCCUGAUGACUGGCUCUUUACUUAGAAAUGUAUAUACAGUCACAAUAACACCCACUGUGACAGGCAUGUUUCCUAAGCUAAACCACUUCCUGAAGAUUAGUCUGCUGAAUUUAUUUACUAGGGCUUGUUAAUGAGAUGUAAAUAUACAGGUAGGCUGUAAAUGAGUCAGGAGCUGAUUUUUCUGUUUGGCUCUCACGUCUACAGUGUGUUCAAGAACAGUACUGUAUAGCACACAGAAUGAAACUUAAUGCAUAUUGUUGUGCUUUGUUUUGUAUUAUGUAUAAUCUUUUUAAAUACUUGCUUUAGCUGUUUUAUAUCACUACUGUAUUACAGUCCUAAUAACAAUGUCUGUUAUAAACAAGAAAUAAAAAUAUUGUAUACAUCUAA
Molecule: messenger RNA, 1353 nt
Organism: Labeo rohita (rohu)
Lineage: Eukaryota; Metazoa; Chordata; Actinopteri; Cypriniformes; Cyprinidae
Exons: 2
Coding region: 179-547 (122 amino acids)
Source: RefSeq, a predicted model, not a curated record